This is a messenger RNA of Papilio machaon (common yellow swallowtail), 1897 nucleotides long. It is a transcript of the gene Bx42, whose product is annotated as puff-specific protein Bx42. The coding region runs from base 1 to 1701 and encodes 566 amino acids. Lineage: Eukaryota; Metazoa; Arthropoda; Insecta; Lepidoptera; Papilionidae. The record is from RefSeq and is a predicted model, not a curated record. Gene Ontology annotation, cellular component: spliceosomal complex. Gene Ontology annotation, biological process: mRNA splicing, via spliceosome. The transcript has 13 exons.
AUGGCUUGUUGGAAACAUGUGAUAUUUUCCAGCUUAUUACCUGCUCCAGUUCAGCAAGUAUGGGACAGAGAUGACGAACGACAGGGCCAGCGUGUCGGCAGCGCCCUGGUCGUAUCUCAGACAAGUGUGCCACCGUAUGGGCAAAGGAAAGGAUGGGUACCACGGGCGGAGGAAGAUUAUGGAGAUGGGGGUGCUUUCCCGGAGAUCCAUGUGGCUCAGUACCCACUGGGCAUGGGAGCGCGGGGAAAGGAGAGCACAUCCAAUGCACUUGCGGUGCAACUGGAUGAAGCUGGACGGGUUAAAUACUCAGCUAUCGCAAGACAAGGACAUAGCGCUGAUAAGAUAAUAUAUUCGAAACUGACAGAUCUAUUGCCAUCUGAAGUGUUAGCAGAAGAUGAUCCAAGUCUCCAGAAGCCAACGGAGGAUGAUAUUCAAGAUAUUACGGAAAAGACAAAGCUGGCACUUGAGAAGUUGACUAAUGCUAAAAUCUCUGCGGCUUUGCCUGUUAAAGCAGCACCUAAAGCUGCUCCAGCUCAAUAUAUAAGGUAUACUCCAGCACAACAAGGUGGUACAUUUAAUUCUGGUGCAAAGCAGAGAGUCAUCAGGAUGGUAGAAGCGCAAGCAGAUCCGAUGGAGCCUCCACGCUUCCAGAUCAAUAAGAAGAUCCCACGCGCGGCGCCUUCGCCCCCAGCACCCGUGUUACACUCCCCUCCCCGGAGAGUCUCCGUCAAACAACAGAGGGACUGGAAAGUACCACCUUGUGUUUCGCAUUGGAAGAAUGCUAAAGGUUACACAAUACCAUUGGACAAGCGUUUAGCUGCAGACGGUAGAGGGUUACAACAAGUACAUAUUAAUGAGAACUUCUCAAAGCUUGCGGAAGCUUUGUACAUAGCUGAUCGUAAAGCUAGAGAGGCGGUAGAGGCCAGGGCUCAGUUGGAAAGGAGAUUGGCGCAGAGGGAGAAAGAGAAGAAAGAAGAACAUUUGAGGAUGUUAGCGCAGAGAGCUAGAGAUCAUAGAGCAGGUAUCAGACCGGCAGAGGAGGAGACGGAGAGUGCUGAGCCAGAGGAGGGACUGUCGGACGCGGACAAGGCGGAGCGCGACCGCCUGCGUGCGGAGAGACACAAGGACCGCCAGAGGGAGAGAAAUCUCGCCAGAGCUGCGCCAGAUAAAAGAUCUAAAUUAGUGAAAGACAGAGAAAGGGACAUAUCUGAACAGAUAGCUCUGGGCAUGCCGGCAAAGACAAACCAGGGAGGGGAAGGCAUGUUUGACCAGAGGCUGUUUAACAAUAGCAAGGGAAUGGACAGCGGUUACGGUGACGAUGAAGCGUACACUGUGUACGACAAGCCAUGGCGUAACCAGGACACUGUGGGUGCACACAUCUAUAGACCAACCAGGAACGCUGACAAAGAUAACUAUGGAGGGGAUAUUGAUGCUAUCGUUAAUACUAGGAGGUUCGUUGCGGAUAAGGAAUUUGCAGGUACUAGCAGCAGCAACACGCGCGCCGGACCUGUGCAGUUUGAGAAAGACAAUCCCUCAGCUAGAGAGGAAAAUCAGGGUCGUAGCCAGUCUGAUGCUGACUUUGACCCGUUCGGUCUGGACCGGUUCUUGAGUGAGGCGAAGCGAGCAGAUAAGUCUGGUCGUAAACGCGACCAUCACGACCACCAUGAUAGGCACGACACGCACAAGAAGAGGAGGGACUAGUCCAGUUAAGUUUUCGGGCUACUUUAACAAAUAAGACAUUUUUAAUAACAUACUAUUGUCUAAGUCUGUAAUGUGAGUUAAAGAUGUAACCUUGGGUUUUCACUACCGAAACAUAUGUAAUUUAAGUUGUUAUACAAGUUUUUCAGCAGUGGAAUCCCACGGUAAACAGUAGUUUAAUUAUUUCAUCAUAAGUUGU